AAAGCUCAACUGCUAGGGCUUCUUUAUUUUCUCUCACUAGAUUUCUCGCGGGGCGACAGGGAAAGGAGUGAGUUGAGCCUCUGAAAACCCUGCAGCAAUGGUGAACGUUCCAAAGACUAAGAAGACAUACUGCAAGAGCAAAGAGUGCAAAAAGCACACUUUACACAAGGUGACGCAAUACAAGAAGGGGAAAGAUAGUUUGUCGGCACAGGGGAAGCGUCGUUAUGAUCGUAAGCAGUCAGGUUAUGGUGGACAAACAAAGCCUGUCUUCCAUAAGAAGGCAAAAACUACCAAGAAGAUUGUUCUGAGACUGCAAUGCCAGAGCUGCAAGCAUGUCUCACAGCACCCCAUUAAGAGGUGCAAGCAUUUUGAGAUAGGUGGGGACAAGAAGGGGAAGGGCACUUCUCUCUUUUAAAUGUGGCUUGUUGAAGGCACCGAGUCUUUUUUUGUGUCAUUUUGUGUUGAAUUUUGUUACUUCUCUAAUCUACUUUUAUGAAGUUGGAAUUAUUUUAGGAUGUCUUAGUUUCAAUUUCAGCAUGACAUUUAGAUGUUGAAUUUACUUGAUGAUAGUUGAAUUUUGUUUCAAAUUUAUGAUGAAUGGGUAAAUUUCUUCUCA
Molecule: messenger RNA, 616 nt
Organism: Nelumbo nucifera (sacred lotus)
Lineage: Eukaryota; Viridiplantae; Streptophyta; Magnoliopsida; Proteales; Nelumbonaceae
Product: large ribosomal subunit protein eL42
Biological process (GO): translation
Cellular component (GO): ribosome
Molecular function (GO): structural constituent of ribosome
Source: RefSeq, a predicted model, not a curated record